AAGGGGUCGGUGGGCCCAGUUGAUCUUCUCGUUGGAGGGCAGCUCCAAUCUUCCAUCACCACCUGCCCAUUCCACUGCCUAUGAACUCGACGGUGCCCACAAUUCAUACUUUCCCUCCUCCGUCCACGCCUCCCCUGUUCCAUACAACCUGACAAAUUCCGAUUGGGUUCAACAUUUCGGCUAAUGUUCGCCAUUAAUCCUUCUUCCUUUUUCUUCCCUUCCAAUCCCACCACUGCAACUGCACGUCAACAUUCCAUCUCUCCCCCCUCCUCCUUCCGUCUUUCCCUUGCCGCUACCGGAGACGCCUCCCCUGACCCCUCAAUUUCCCGCCUCUUCAAUUUCCCUUCUCUUUCUGCCACCGACGCUACCGGCGGCUUUCGUCUUGGACAAGACUACGAUGCCGGAGCUUCCUCCCCCGUUAUCGAUGGACCGGGGAGGUUCGCCAGAGGAAAUGGCACCGUCAAAGUGAACGCCAUGGAGAAAAAAUGGUCUCGUGAUAGAGAGAGUUAUUUAGUCGAUGAUAGCGAUGUUCUCCCUCUUCCUAUGACUUACCCGGAUUCUUCCCCUGUAUCGCCGGAUGAGAUCGACCGUCGGCUUCGGUGCGAUCCACAAGUGGAGGAUUGUAAAGAAGUGGUGUAUGAAUGGACCGGGAAGUGUCGCAGUUGCCAAGGGUCUGGAUAUGUUAGCUAUUAUAACAAAAGGGGAAGAGAGAUCACUUGCAAAUGUAUACCUUGCCUUGGAAUUGGGUAUGUUCAGAAGAUAACGGCUCGAAAGGACAUUGAACUAAUGGAGGAUUUGGAUAAUAACGGAAAGCCAUUGUGAUUCAAUGCCUGUUUUGAAAAUCUACACAUCUCUAUCUAACUUCACCUUUGAGGGGCUGUAAUUUUUCACGCAGAAGUUAUUUAGAUUAGGUUUUGUAUUGAUGAUAGGCAAAAUAAACACAUGGAGAGAAUAUUGAACACAGUGGCGAAAUAAAAGUAAUGCUCAUUUGGUAGUGAGUUGUAGCUUCAGCUUCCUUCUUGACUAUCUCUUGGAUUGUCAUAAUGCCCUAUUACAUCUACUGUUAGUAUUACUAUUAGGUCUAUUUUGUUAAAUUAUAAUAUAAUGGUAUUCUAACCUGAA
Molecule: messenger RNA, 1122 nt
Organism: Cucumis sativus (cucumber)
Lineage: Eukaryota; Viridiplantae; Streptophyta; Magnoliopsida; Cucurbitales; Cucurbitaceae
Product: protein disulfide-isomerase SCO2
Exons: 3
Coding region: 184-822 (212 amino acids)
Source: RefSeq, a predicted model, not a curated record